Molecule: messenger RNA, 3783 nt
Organism: Drepanopeziza brunnea f. sp. 'multigermtubi' MB_m1
Lineage: Eukaryota; Fungi; Ascomycota; Leotiomycetes; Helotiales; Drepanopezizaceae
Biological process (GO): positive regulation of transcription by RNA polymerase II
Cellular component (GO): nucleus
Molecular function (GO): DNA binding; ATP binding; ATP-dependent chromatin remodeler activity
Source: RefSeq, a predicted model, not a curated record
AUGGAGAAUGAGAAUUCAGAUUACCAAGAAUCCCAGUAUCCAGAUCUGCCCGACCUACCCCAGGACAAUUUGCGACCCCUCUCCUCUCUACCUCUUCCGUAUCCCGACUUCACCCUUCCUCACGAUCGACUCCCCGCUCCAGAGCCAAACCACUACUACAACUAUUCAUCUUCGCAAGAAGAAAGCUGCCACAGCUACCCGUCUUUACAGGAGCAAACAUUCCCCUCGUACCCGGUACCUCCUAAUUACACCCAGCCCGAGCAAAGAUCUCCCCAUCCACGAUCUUCCGCCUCUAGUCUGCUGUCGAAAUUCCUCCCUGGGGUCAGCACCAUGCAUAAGAUGGACCAGCGCAGUCCGCGAAAGGUAUCGGGAUCUAUAGGCCAGCCUAUUUAUGCUGAGUCCAACAGCACUUCACCCCCGCGGUUCCAGGCGCAUUUCCAGGCGCAAUUUCAGACUCCGCCAAUUCAACCUACUCCAUACGUCGAUCUGGUGGAUAAUAAGGAGCAGAGAGCGACCCCUGUUAAGGUCGAUAGUGAUGAGGAGAAGAUCGAAUAUACGAAACCCCGAUCUCGACUUAGGGUCCGAAAUCCAGAGAAAACACCCAAGUCAUCGCGCAAAAAGGCGGCUCCUGUCAGCGGACUGGCGAAUAUCCAUUCAACCCCAGUUGUCACCAAGAGGAAUGCGAUUAGGCAGGAAAUUGCUAGCAAGACUGCGGCGUAUCGCAACAAAUUCUUUGUGGACAAGAAGGAUGUGCUACUCCCUCUCUUGCCUGCUCAGCACAACUACGUAAAGAAAUUGAUAGAGAAGGAGGAACAGAUGACACUAGAGGAGCGUGCUCAACUGCCCACGAUUACACCCUACAAGGAACUUGAGGCGCAGCCAAAGGGUAUUAUUGCCACUAUGAAGCCUUAUCAAUUGUCUGGGUUAUCUUUCAUGAUGUAUCUCCAUCACAAUGGGCUUUCUGGCAUCCUUGGUGACGAAAUGGGCCUGGGAAAAACCUUACAAACCAUCUCACUCAUCCAGUACUUGAAAGAGAAUGAUCCGAAGCAAGGCAUUGGUAGAUUGCAACGGCCAUUUCUGGUUGUCUGCCCUUUAUCUGUUCUAAGCAGUUGGAUGUCUGAGGUGAAGAAGUGGGCCCCUGGCUUGAAGGCAAUCCGUUUCCACGGUCCGGCCCACGAGCGACAACGUUUGAAGAAAAUUGUCGUUGGUCAAAUUGACAUGUACGGAAACCUCACUGCUCAAGCAAAGCAAAAGAUGAAAUCGCGUAGAAAUUCGGCCAAGGUCAUAUCACUGGAUACUGACUCGGAGGACGAAGAGGACGUUGGCGUUGAUGUGGUUGUUACUACAUACGAAUGUUUCAAGGCCGAGCAAUCGUGGUUUAAGACUGCUUUUGUAUGGAGAUAUGUUGUGCUGGACGAGGGCCACACGGUCAAGAACCAUGCAAGUCUCACAUCGAAGGCGUUGCAUGGUAUCAGGGCUGAAUAUCGUUUGAUCUUGACCGGUACACCACUUCAAAACAACUUGUCGGAAUUAUGGUCGCUGUUGCAUUGGCUUUACCCGGAAGUCUUCGUUGACAAAACAAAUGAGCUUUUCGACACUUCCUUCAAUCUUUCUAAGGGACAGUACUCCAAUACGGUGCUGGACAACUCUCGUCGUCUGCUCGAGCUCAUCAUGUUACGCCGCAUGAAGACAUCUCCAGGAGUCGACCUCAAUCUACCCCCAAAGACUGAGGUGCUCCUGUUUGUCCCACUUUCUCCUAUGCAACGCUUCUGGUACACUCGAAUGAUUACAAAGGCUGACCAAGGUCUCCUUGACGAGUUGUUCAAGGGGGCUAAGAGCAAAGAAGAGCAGAACAUGCAAUCUCUGAAGGAGAUGGAGGAACGUGACGCCGAGCUCAUGAAGAUAGAGACCGAUGCUCUGGCAGUCUUGGAGAACGAUGCGCUCAUUGGCAGCGACGCAUGGAAGGAGACCAAGGCCAUUCUGGAGCAAACCGUGCAGCGUGAGCAGGUUGAGAUCGAAGGCAAGAAGUCGGAUUGGCAGAAACUCAUGAAUUUGCUCAUGCAGCUGAGAAAGGUCUGCAACCACCCUUACCAGAUCCAGAACGCCGAGCCAGAUCCUUACCAUUCUGGUGAGCAUGUUAUCACAGCCUCUGGCAAGUUCAUUAUCCUGGAAAAGUUGGUCAACGAACUUGUGAUCAAGCAGAAAAAGAAAAUCCUGAUCUUUUCCGGCUUCACUAAGAUGCUGGACUUGGUUGAGGAAUUGCUUCUGCUGAGAGGCGGCGAUGGAACCCAUUUCCGAUCGAUGCGAAUUGACGGCUCCACUGCCCGAGCUCGUCGAAACCUGGGAAUCAGGAUGUUCAAUGAUUUGGACAGCGAGUACCGUGUCAUGAUGAUAUCUACCCGCGCUGGUGGUCUUGGUAUCAAUCUUGCCACUGCGUCCGAUGUGGUUCUGCUUGAUCAAGAUUGGAAUCCUCAAAUCACACUCCAAGCCGAGGCACGAGCUCAUCGCAUUGGCCAGAAGAAUCCUGUCACUAUUUACAAGCUCGUAUCUCAGGGUACAGUUGAGGAGCAGAUGAUGGGUCGAAUCCAGAAGAAGCUCUACCUUUCUGCCAAGGUCACGGAAGCCAUGGAGGACAUCCAUACUAAGUUCGGUACCGGCAGAAAAUCCAAGAAGGGUCCAGCCAAAGAUGGCGACAAUAUGCCUCAAUUGAACACUAACCAACUGAUGACCCUUGUCCGUCGUGGUGCCUCUGCCAUCUCCAAACCUGAGAUUGACGUUAAUGAGAUGCUAAGCUGGGAUUGGGAGACUACUGUAGCCAAGUGCAAAGACCAGCCAGCCGAUGUCAAUGUCAAGAAGGAUGCAAUUCCCGACGCCAAGGUUGAUGAAGAAGCCGAGCGCAAGUGGUUGUCCGAAAUGGAGCGUGUCGAGUCUUCGGUCUUUGAUGGCAAGAAAUUAGCUAAGGGCGCGAGACAUAACACCAAUAAGGACAUUGCCCAAGAGUUCUUCAACAAGGAGGACCGACGCAUUGGUAAGAACACCACGGUCAUGGUAGACGGUUUCGCCAUCUCCAAGGAGUCGAUGAACUGCGCCUGGGGCGAAGCUAUCCCAACCAUGGCCGGCAAGGACGCCCGUCUGGCGAACCCGAAGCGCGAAAAGAAGAAGUCACCCACACCACAAGAACAUUGCCAAAUCUGCAUCGACGGAGGUGAGCUGCACUGCUGCCAACUGUGCCCCCGGGCUUUCCAUUUCGCCUGCCUGGACCGCGAGUACCAGUCCAAAGCCAAAAGCUGGCAGUUCAACUGUCCCCAGCACCAGUGCUUCGACUGUCACCAAGGUACUCAAGACGCAGGCGGCAUGCUCUACCGCUGCCGCUGGUGCGAGCGCGCUUACUGCGAGGACUGCCUUGACUUCGAUCACACGACCCUCAUCGGCAACACGCUCAUGGAGUACGAUUUGCUCGGCUACCCGGAAGCUUCGAACGCGUUCUACAUCCAAUGCCCGCCUUGCACGGAGCAUUUCGAGGAGAACCCCAAGGAUAGGGAGUUGUGCGAGGAGCUUGCAGAAGGCAUCAAGAGCCACUACGAGGCGGAGUUUGGGGAGCAGGCACAGGGCAGCACGCGGGAGCAGAGCAUGACGGACGCGACGACCGUGGAGACGAAUGGGGUUAACACGCCAGUUGUGGUUGAGGAUGAUGAGUAUGAAGCUAACGACCAUUCGCGGAAGCGCAAGAUGAAGAUUAAGCUGAAGGUUCCUCCAGCCAAGCGGGAGCGUCUCGAUGUUUAA